Messenger RNA from Daphnia pulicaria, 1547 nucleotides. RefSeq names its product annexin B10-like. Gene Ontology annotation, cellular component: cytoplasm. The coding region runs from base 111 to 1136 and encodes 341 amino acids. The transcript has 12 exons. NCBI's taxonomy places the organism in Eukaryota, Metazoa, Arthropoda, Branchiopoda, Diplostraca, Daphniidae. The record is from RefSeq and is a predicted model, not a curated record. Gene Ontology annotation, molecular function: calcium-dependent phospholipid binding; calcium ion binding.
GGCCAUGGCGCUGGCAGCCGAGCUUAGUCGGGCGUUGUCGCUGCUGCUAAACAGACGCGUGUUUCGUUCACUCUUUUAAGCUUUUUCCACAUUAUCUUACUAAAUUUAAAAUGUCGCUGACUGGUGAUAUGGAGGAGUACGUGGAAGUGCCAACUGUGCUGCCUGCAGCCAAUUUCGACCCGGUGGCCGACGCCCAUGCAUUGCGAGCUGCCAUGAAAGGAUUCGGUACGGAUGAACAAGUCAUCAUCGACAUUCUGUGCCAACGAUCCAACGCCCAGCGUCAGGCCAUCACCGAAGCCUACAAGAAGGAAUUCGGUCGGGUCGAAGAGGGGAGCAACAAAAAACCCAGGCAGGAUUUGAUUGCUGAUCUGAAAAGUGAGCUAGGUGGCAAUUUCGAGAAUGUCAUUAUUGGACUCAUGUUGCCAACUGAUGAGUACUGCGCCAAGCAACUGUACAAAGCCAUGAAGGGAAUUGGAACUAACGAGGAUGUCUUGGUGGAGAUCCUCUGCUCCCGCCCCUACGAUGAAAUUGUGAAGAUCGCUAGCGCCUACGAAACCAUGUACGGAAAUUCAUUGGAGUCUGAUGUUCAGGGAGAUACAGCUGGUCCAUUCCAGCGAUUGCUCGUCAUGGCUCUCCAGGGAGUUAGAGAUAAUUACGCUUAUGAUCCAGUCAAGGCGGCCGAGGAAGCCCAAACUCUCUACAACUCUGGUGAGGGACAAGUAGGAACGGACGAAAAUGCUUUCGUUGAAAUUUUGGGUCACGCCGGCCAGCGUCAUGCUUACCUUAUCUUCCAAGAAUACAAAAAGAUUUCUGGCAAGACCAUCGAACAGGCUAUGGAAUCUGAAAUGUCUGGAGAGAUCCUUAAUGGUCUUCUAGCUAUGGUGAAAACCGUCCACAACCGCCCAGCUUACUUUGCUGACCGUUUGGAGGUGGCCAUGAAAGGUUUGGGUACGGAUGACGACGCUCUGAUCCGCAUCAUCGUCAGUCGCUGUGAAAUCGAUUUGGCCAACAUCAAAUUUGAGUAUGAACGCAUCCAAGGCAGAACGCUUCUUAGCGCAGUUAAGAGCGAGGAAGAAGCGGGUGAAACUUCCGGCGAUUACCGUAACGCUCUCCUUGCCCUUAUUGGAUCUGCUUGAAUUCAACACUCUCACACGAUCCGGGCCGUUGAGCACCACUGCGAGCCCCCUCUUCCAGUAUCCAGGACUGUAGUCACACCCUUAUUCGUGUUUACUUAUUUGUUAUCGUUGUUUUCGUGAUUCUCACGUCACUUUGGUAAAACAAAACUGGUUCAUUGGUCAUCUGUGGGCUUUGCAGCACGCGCUCUUAAUUUUUUACAUCCGUCAGAGUUGUAGCGAAUUCAAACUUUUACUCUUCAUGACGGUGGCAGUUUCCAUCACCCUCUCCUCUACGAGUCCGCCUACUACUCCAUUUUCCUCUGACGUUUACCAAUGGCCAUGGUCAACAUUUUCUGAAUUUAUUUACUCGCCUCUCGGUAUGCUUCUUGUAUCUGAUUUGGCAAGCUUUUGAAUACAUCAGUUAUUACUGUU